Cynocephalus volans (Philippine flying lemur) is the source of this 1431-nucleotide messenger RNA. It is a transcript of the gene GAS7, whose product is annotated as growth arrest specific 7. Gene Ontology annotation, cellular component: cytoplasm; actin filament; plasma membrane. Bases 1 to 1431 code for a protein of 476 amino acids. Gene Ontology annotation, molecular function: actin filament binding. The record is from RefSeq and is a predicted model, not a curated record. Gene Ontology annotation, biological process: neuron projection morphogenesis; actin filament polymerization. The transcript has 14 exons. Lineage: Eukaryota; Metazoa; Chordata; Mammalia; Dermoptera; Cynocephalidae.
AUGUCCGGCGCCCGCUGCCGGACCUUGUACCCCUUCUCCGGGGAGCGGCACGGCCAGGGGCUGCGCUUCGCCGCGGGCGAGCUGAUCACGCUGCUGCAGGUCCCGGACGGCGGCUGGUGGGAAGGCGAGAAAGAGGACGGGCUCCGCGGCUGGUUCCCGGCGAGCUACGUGCAGUUGCUGGAGAAGCCUGGAAUGGUUCCCCCUCCGCCAGGAGAGGAAAGCCAGACCUUCGUCCUUCCACCUGGCUGGCAAAGCUACUUGUCUCCUCAGGGCCGGCGUUACUAUGUCAACACGACCACCAAUGAGACCACCUGGGAACGUCCCAGCAGUUGUCCUGGGAUUCCAGCCAGCCCUGGCCCUCACAGGAGCUCUCUGCCUCCAGCAGUGAAUGGAUACCACGCGUCAGGGACCCCAGCGCACCCCGCAGAGACUGCCCACAUGAGUGUCCGAAAAUCCACCGUUGAUUCCCAGAAUCUGGGAUCCUCGUCACCAGGCAAAAAGCAAAGCAAGGAAAACACCAUCACAAUAAACUGUGUGACGUUCCCUCACCCAGACAUGAUGCCGGAACAGCAGCUGCUGAAACCAACUGAGUGGAGCUACUGUGACUACUUCUGGGCUGAUAAGAAGGACUCCCAAGGCAACGGCACCGUGGCUGGGUUUGAACUACUGCUUCAGAAACAACUGAAGGGCAAACAGAUGCAGAAGGAAAUGUCAGAAUUCAUCCGGGAAAGGAUAAAGAUUGAAGAAGAAUAUGCAAAGAACUUAGCUAAGCUCUCUCAGAACUCCUUGGCUGCACAGGAGGAAGGCUCCCUGGGAGAAGCGUGGGCCCAGGUGAAGAAGAGCCUUGCAGAUGAGGCAGAAGUUCACCUCAAGUUCUCUGCCAAGCUUCACAGCGAGGUAGAGAAGCCCCUGAUGAACUUUAGAGAGAACUUCAAGAAAGACAUGAAAAAGUGUGACCACCACAUUGCUGACCUGCGCAAGCAGCUCGCCAGCCGCUACGCUGCGGUGGAGAAGGCCCGGAAGGCGCUCACAGAGCGACAGAGAGACCUGGAGAUGAAGACCCAGCAGCUGGAGAUCAAGCUGAGCAACAAGACGGAGGAGGACAUCAAGAAGGCGCGGAGAAAGUCCACACAGGCUGGAGACGACCUCAUGCGCUGUGUGGACCUCUACAACCAGGCCCAGUCCAAGUGGUUUGAAGAGAUGGUGACCACCACAUUGGAGCUGGAGCGGCUGGAGGUGGAGAGGGUGGAGAUGAUCCGGCAACAUCUGUGCCAGUACACACAGCUGCGGCAUGAGACAGACAUGUUCAACCAAAGCACAGUCGAACCUGUGGAUCAACUGCUUCGAAAAGUGGACCCAGCCAAAGACAGGGAGCUGUGGGUCAGAGAGCAUAAAACGGGCAGCAUCCGCCCUGUUGACAUGGAGAUCUAG